This is a messenger RNA of Penicillium pulvis, 907 nucleotides long. RefSeq lists its product as uncharacterized. The coding region runs from base 8 to 907 and encodes 299 amino acids. Lineage: Eukaryota; Fungi; Ascomycota; Eurotiomycetes; Eurotiales; Aspergillaceae. The transcript is spliced from 2 exons. The record is from RefSeq and is a predicted model, not a curated record.
GUCUGCAAUGAGCGCAAAACCACAGAUUCCCGAUGCAUGGGAUGAUGACUGGGAACCCCGAGCGGAUGCACUAGCAAACGAGCCUACCCCGCCGACCGAGAAGAAAGUUUCAUCUAAAGUCACCAAAGCUCAGAGAAGGGCACAACAAGCUGAAUUCAAUCGACAACUAUGGGCGGAAGCGUACGUACUGGACUUGCAAGAUCCCGAAAUGGCGGAUCUCAACUCUGACUGUGCACCCUAUAGUGAAACCCCGCAAACAUUCCAUUUUGUCGAAGCUCGGUCCGACGUACCCCUCAAACAGGAUAUAAAGCCUGCUGUUACACUUCUCAGCCGGAGACCACAAAUUGCGACGCGACAGUCAGGAAGUUCUGGCGUUAAUUCUGCAACCGCUGGGCUUGGUCAACUAGGACUGGACGAUGAUGGCGAUUCAGACGAAGAGGCUAAUAAAGCCCCCGAACCGACUUUCGAGGAACGACAGGCAAUCGCGCUGAAGAACCGAGAGGAUAGGCAGCGCAAGUACGAAGAGGCCCGGGAACGGCUCUUUGGAAGCCCGUCUGCGAACACUUCGGGGAAUUCGUCGCCAGGGACUACAACCCCGCCCCGUCAGCAGUUCGGCGAGGGCAGGGGUAAAGGCAAGGGUCGAGGAGGCAGAGAUCAGCAGAAACGCGAUUCGUCUACGGGCUCGAGCAAGUCGAAACAUCUAUACGAUCCAACCACAUCGGCCAGGUCCAAUGGACCGCCUUUACAAAGGCGAGAUCGUCCCGGCGAUCGCAGUGACUCUGAGAAGCAAAGCUCCCCUGCCUCUCCGGCCUCACCCGCUCCGCUGCAGCCUACUCGUCAUCCUCGAGGCCCUGAUGCAAGUGGAAGAGGUGGAUUCAAAUUCAACAGAGGUGCCAGAGGGAGCUAA